Molecule: messenger RNA, 1318 nt
Organism: Cuscuta europaea
Lineage: Eukaryota; Viridiplantae; Streptophyta; Magnoliopsida; Solanales; Convolvulaceae
Source: the annotation of a GenBank genome assembly
AUUUAGUGCAAGAUACUAUAACGAACAUUAUGUGAAUGUCAAAAAUCAAAUUUGACAAAAAUCAAAUGUGAUAGUCAUAUAAAAUCAAGCAUUUUAUAUCUAUCGGAAAGGAAAACUGCAAUGCAUAGGAAUAUGGUAUGUGACGCUAAACUCUUGGAAUUCAACAAUAUACGGUAAUCAUCUGUUUAGCUACCCAACGUUUUAACUACUACGUAUUUAUGAAGACCUUUUAUAUUCCAAAUUAAAAUUUUGUCAUUCCUAUGAAAAGGCCGUGUAUCGAUCAAGUUAUCAACCAUUGCAUCUGGCUUCCUCAUUCCCUUUGUAAAGAUGCAGCAGUCAAACAGUCAAAAGGCCAUAUCCGCUCUAGAUGCAAAGCUGUCAAAAUUGGAGCGUUAUGGCCAGGGUGACGAUGUUGAGGAGCUCCGGAUCGAGCUGAGAUGGAUGAAGUGCUUUCUGUUUGAAGGCCAAAGAACAGCCCAAGGCCGAGCUAUAGCUGACUUUUGGUCUUCAGUCAUAGAACAACACGCAGUUGAUGCUCUAAAUGAGAAUGCGUAUCACUGCUACCCAGUUGACUACACCGUUAGAAGAUUUGCCAAGCUUAGGGAAAAACUGCAACCUUUUAUCACCUGCCUGUGGCAUCGUCCCUAGCCAAUCCUGUGUGUUUUUUGUUUGAUUUUGAAACCAGCUCUGCUGGAUUACUUGCGGAAUUGAUUUUAAUGUUGCCAUCAAUGUUCCCUUCACGCCAGCUUUUUGUAGCAUUCAUCAUGUUUAAUUUACACUGCACAUGUAGCCUCUUUAGGAAUUGUUUCCUAUUGGAGUGACAUUUACUUCCAUCCAUUUCCUCAACAUAGAAUACAUAAAUAAAUCAAAACAAUGAAUACUCUCUUUUGUGUAAUAUUGAUGAUCUUUUAUCAAAAAUGCAACCCUACAUUUUCAAAAAUUAAAUAGUUACCCAUGACUUUUUAUCACUCAUUGUUCGCUAAUAUUUUCUAAAUUAAAUUUAAUAUAACGUAACUCUAAAAUUCAAUGAAAUUUCUCUAUAAAAUUAAAUUUAAAGUAAAACAAAAUUUAUCAUCAUAUAUAUAAUUAUACUACGUAAGUCAAUGUUGUUGAUCGUUAUUUUUCUAGUUACUACUCGAUUAUGGAAUAAAUAUUAAUGAUGAAUGUAGUUAAGAGAAGACUCACAUGUAAUAUAGAAUAUCAUGAUUUUUUCUACUUUUUAAUUUUAAAAAAUAAAUAUCAUUUAAUAAUAUUAAAGGGAGAACUAUCAAAUAAGUCCUCGAACUAUUAUAAAAAGUGCAAAUAAGCCCUUUUAAAG